Hippocampus comes (tiger tail seahorse) is the source of this 832-nucleotide messenger RNA. RefSeq names its product receptor tyrosine-protein kinase erbB-4-like. Bases 407 to 832 code for a protein of 141 amino acids. The record is from RefSeq and is a predicted model, not a curated record. Lineage: Eukaryota; Metazoa; Chordata; Actinopteri; Syngnathiformes; Syngnathidae. The transcript has 3 exons.
GGUGACAGCGGGCCACCUGAGCCAAUCACAGCCUGCGUGGGAGGAGUUCAAGUGCUCGGAGGUGUGUCUGGAAAAAUCAAGUGUGGCGCCGCAUACUGAGUACAAGUGGGGGAGAAAUGGCAUGAAUACAGCCUUUUACUGUUUAGACAAGCUUUACUGUGCGCGCGUUGGAAACUUGUUCAGCCAGCCAGUCUCAAUUUCGAGCUUGUGGACGUUGAGAGGUUGACCCGAAGCACAGUCCGACAAACUUAAUCUACAAGGAGAUCGUAAAAGAAACAAAUCCCCCCCCUCCAAGUCCCAAAGUGAAGCUGAUUUGGCUCCGAAAGGAGCAAGCCUGUUGUGUGGUUCAAAUCAGGAUACGCUGUUGGACAUGUGAAUUUAAAGGAAAUAACUGGCAAGCGCAACAAUGAAACAAGCGACUGUCCUGUACUGCCUCGACUUUUUCCUGACGUGCCUCUUGUUUGGGUCCAGCUGGUCACAAUCAGUAUGUGCCGGUACGGAGAACAAGCUGAGUACGCUGUCAGACCUGGAGCAGCAGUAUCGCACCCUGAGGAAGUACUACGAGAGUUGUGAAGUCGUAAUGGGCAACCUCGAAAUCACAAGCAUCGAUCGCAGUCGAGACCUCACUUUCCUCAGAUCGAUCCGGGAAGUGACAGGCUAUGUCCUGGUGGCUCUGAACCAGUUUGACUACUUGCCACUGGAGAACUUGCGAAUCAUCCGCGGGACAAAGUUGUACGAGGACCACUACUCCCUUGCGAUCUUCCUCAACUACAGACACGACGGAAACUUUGGCCUGCGUCAGUUGGGCCUGAGGAACCUCACGGGUGAGUGA